Plasmodium inui San Antonio 1 is the source of this 1341-nucleotide messenger RNA. RefSeq lists its product as hypothetical. The transcript has a single exon. The coding region runs from base 1 to 1341 and encodes 446 amino acids. NCBI's taxonomy places the organism in Eukaryota, Apicomplexa, Aconoidasida, Haemosporida, Plasmodiidae. The record is from RefSeq and is a predicted model, not a curated record.
AUGUGUGUUCCGCUGCCUCUUCUUCGCGCAUUCAUCCCUCUACUCGUUUACGCUAAGACCAUUCUGCUCCUGUUAGUCCUCCUGCUCGUGCUUCCUCCCCGUGUGCCACUCUCCUCAUGUGAGGAGUUCGAAAAAAUAGAAUAUGCCCAGGAUUUAACCAAAAUAAAGUACUAUGAUUCUAACAGGCAUAUUGAUAAGAAGCAUUUGUACAAAUAUGUGGCGACGCCGUGCUUGCAGGAUCUCCUAGUUACCGUGAAGAUAGAGAAAAAUGUAGAACCAGACAACAUGUUAUUUUUCCCCAAGGGGAAAAGCUACCUUAAAAUAACAGGAGAUUGGUCACAGUUCCCAAAGGAGCAAAACGAAAAAAUAUGUUUAGCAUUCGUAUUGAAGAAAGACUUAGUAAAAAAUCAAAAGGAAAAGUGUCCCAGUGAUAUCUUUUCCUCAGAAAAUGUAUACCAAGUAUGUUAUAAGGAAAAUAAUUACUCUAUCCGAAAUCUAUUUUUAUACCUAGAAAUAUCGCAGGCUUAUUUGGAGAAGCUUUUUCUAUCCUUCAACAUCCCAGUGAUAGUGAACACAGAAAAUUCAGUAGUAUAUUUUACUAAUAAUAAAAAGAAAUCCAAAGAUGAGAAGCCCCCCUUGGAUUUACACAUAUGCUACAAGUCCAGUGAAGAACAUCCAUACUACUUAGGAAAAGUUCUCUUCAAUUCGUACCCAAUGAAGAUAGAAAGAAAUAUUAAUGACUAUGAUGUUAUUUACACAAAAUCGUUUUUAACGUCCAAUUGGGAAUACGAACUGAUUAUCAAAGGGGAGUAUAUAACCUCAUACAAUCGAGUCGUUUUUGUGAGAUUUCCUCGAGAUGUUGAUGAUAAGGAGAAGAGGUGUCCCGCCUUUUGGAACAAUGCCAUUCUUGGUGCAGGUGCAUUAAACAAAAUGAAAAGAACGGAUAAAUCCAAGUUGACGAAAAAUACUGUACAGUACUUUUUUUCCAGUGAUGAUACUUCUUCAAUCAGUUAUUACAUUCCUUUUAUAAAAAGCGAUGAUUUACAAACGAAUGAAAAUUAUCUCAUAUGUUUAUACUCCGAUGAAAAUGAUUUUCACGGUAUGGAACUUACUAAUGCUCAUUUUUAUUUUAACACAACCGAUUCGAUCAUUUUGAUAUUCCUCAUCAUUUUUGUCAUUGUCUUUUUACCUCUCCUCUUUUCGCUUACCUACCUCUGCGUCCUCUUCAAGAUGAAUGCACUCAAGGUCAAGAUGCAGAAGCUGCAGCUUCUAAACAGGAAGGACGAAAUUGAGGACCGCCUCAAGCGGGAGUUAAACCUUGACCAGUACGAGUGCAUUUAG